Molecule: messenger RNA, 1076 nt
Organism: Camellia sinensis
Lineage: Eukaryota; Viridiplantae; Streptophyta; Magnoliopsida; Ericales; Theaceae
Source: RefSeq, a predicted model, not a curated record
CAAUUCAGGACAAAAUGAUAUUUCCUCAAACAAUCAAGUGUGGAGUUGAGGCGGUGCUUGUCUGAUAAACCAGAGGGGCAUUUAGCUACGGUCGCUAGGUUCCUUAAUCCUCAAAGCCUUAAUCACCAUUGUUACCCAUUAACCUAUGUUAGAGAAAGAAGUAACACCGUCCUCCAAAGUACGUGCAGAUGUUGUAAGAAGUGGAUUCAUGAAUACCCAAAAGGUUUCAGGAGCUUCUGAUGGAUGCCGAGAUGGUAACAAGGUAUCCGGUCGGCUACAUAGAUAUGAGCAUCUGAGUAGAAUGGCAGCAAUUGAUGAGUCAGAAAGCCUUUCUGAUAUCGAUGAUGUUGAGGUUGUCAAAUAUCUGCACAGUAAGGAAGAGAUGCAUUACAAAAAGAUUAUUUGGGAACAAAUGAAUAGAAAACAUGGAACGUGUCAGGUAAGGCCUAGAAAAAGAUCCACAGAAGCCAAGAAAGAUGCUCCUGCUAGAAAAGCUUCCAAGACCACUGACAGAGUAGCAAAUGAGAAGAGACUGAGUUCAAGGAUUAACUAUGAUGCCUUGGAGAAACUAAAUGCUGAGUUGAGCCAAGGUGCCGAGAAUGCCAUUUCAAUGUCUUUACAGAGCCAAGGUGCCGAGAAUGCCAACACGGAAGGCAUAAUUGCAAAAUGCGAUACAAAGUUUAACAGGAAGUUUAGCACCAACAAUCGCGAGUCUGAAAGAAGAAAGUAUGAUGAUGAAUUUGACCACAGGAUCAAUUACGGUGAAGGUGUUGAAAGCUGCGGAGACUAUGACAGUGCUCUAUAUUAUGGACAUGAAGAAGCUGGAUAUGCCUGUGGUGUGGAUUAUGAUUAUGAGGAUUGACAUGAGAUAUGAAGAGCUUGGCUUUAUGUUAAAAUUUUAAAAUUUAUUAUUUGAUGUUACAUUAGUUUAUGAGAAAAUUUUGUAAAAUAUAUUUUAUUUUUCUGUAAUUUUUUUUUUCUUGAUACAUUCAUCACAUGAAGAUGAAUAUGCUAUGAACCUGUGCCCUUACAUAGCUUGAGAAAGAAAUAAAAGAAAAUUUUGAUAUUAUUUAUUA